GUAUCGAUUCAACCGAUUGGUUAGCUAGUAAAGAUCACUCUCUUUCAAUCCCACUCACCGCCAUUGCUUCUCCACUCCAUUAUUUCAGAGAGAGAAAGUGAGAGACAGAGAGAAAGAGCUAUGACUGGCCUCGGCAAACCAGCACAGUGACAGCACUUGAGCAGGAGAAUGAAAGAUUUGGCGUCUUCCAUUGCUGCACUAGUGCUCUUUGUGCUGAUAACUCCGGGGCUGAUCUUUCAGUUGCCGGGGAAGCGGCGGCCGGUGGAUUUCAUGAACAUGAAGACGAGCUGGGUGUCCAUCCUGGUACAUGCCAUAAUUUUUGGGCUCCUCAUGACUUUGUUUACUGUCCUCUUGCAUCCUCAUCUGUAUGUUUAGCCUUAGCAGGAGGCUCAAGCAACAACAGUGUUUCUGUAAUUCAAUUGUGAGUUUUCAAUUAACGACAGUCAAUGCCCCUGGUUCUUCCUUUCCUCAA
This is a messenger RNA of Nymphaea colorata (pocket water lily), 472 nucleotides long. RefSeq lists its product as uncharacterized. The record is from RefSeq and is a predicted model, not a curated record. Lineage: Eukaryota; Viridiplantae; Streptophyta; Magnoliopsida; Nymphaeales; Nymphaeaceae. The coding region runs from base 169 to 375 and encodes 68 amino acids. The transcript has a single exon.